This is a messenger RNA of Nezara viridula (southern green stink bug), 429 nucleotides long. NCBI's taxonomy places the organism in Eukaryota, Metazoa, Arthropoda, Insecta, Hemiptera, Pentatomidae. The record is from the annotation of a GenBank genome assembly.
AUGCUAACGGACCGGGAAGGAGGAAAAAAAUCGUCAGAUGGACCCUUCAUAUUUAAUGGGCUAGAAAGAGAUCUCGCAUCCAGCGCCUUGUCCGAGUCAAAUGACCCGGACUCUCUUUAGCAUGAUAUUUCAAGCUUUGGACAUGGUAAGAUCCAUCAAUCGGAGAAGACAAAGAACAUGGAUAAAAUGUCAUGUCCACUGCGGAGGGACAAACAGAAAACAACGAACCAAACGACGGGUCAUGAUUUGUUGUGGUUGGCUGGCACGGCGGAGGGAUAUAUCAACAAGAGCUGGCAGCAAUAUAUCAUUCGCCUGCAACAACAUCAACAAAGGCCGUGCUUUAUAGGAUGUCUAGUGUUCGAGUGUGUUCUCACUGGGUCGAUUCUAUGGCCCCACGACAUCAUUGCUUAUCCUGACAUCCUGACCUAA